Molecule: messenger RNA, 2463 nt
Organism: Lucilia sericata (common green bottle fly)
Lineage: Eukaryota; Metazoa; Arthropoda; Insecta; Diptera; Calliphoridae
Gene: dgt6
Product: augmin complex subunit dgt6
Exons: 4
Coding region: 100-2403 (767 amino acids)
Biological process (GO): spindle assembly
Cellular component (GO): mitotic spindle microtubule; HAUS complex
Molecular function (GO): microtubule binding
Source: RefSeq, a predicted model, not a curated record
UUCAUUAUUAAAUAGUAUUUUUUUUAAAUUAUCCGCUUUGCUUCUUGCAAAUAAAUACUAAUAGCGCCAAGGUAGUUUACUAAUUGCAAAAAUAUCAAGAUGGAUCGCACAAUUAUAGUACCGUAUCGUGCCGAAGAAAAGGAAUUAUCUCACACUUUAUACAACGCUAUUCAGGGUUUAUUUCUUUUGCAUCCACCCACAGAAGAUUUGCGAAAAUGUGUAUCCGAGGAAAUGUUCAUAAAACCCAACCAGCAGGCUUUCUUUCAUAUUAUGCACUAUUUAUUUCGUAUUCUUGAUGCACAGGAAUUUAAGAAACGCUUUUUCUGGCCCAUUACGGACAAACGUUCUGAAUCAAAUUUCCGCACUUGUACCGUAGAAUACCUCAAGUAUAUAAAUGAAAAAUAUCAAUUAAACUGGACCAAUAUAAAAUCAUAUUUGGUGGUCAUGCCAGGAGGUAUGAAGUUUAUUAGCUUCCUCUUGGAUUUUAUAAACUUUAUUGUACAAGAGUUAAUAAAACAAAAGGAAAAGCAAUUAAAUUUGGAUGCUAAUAAUUACCGCCCUCAAGUUUCAGAAGCAAAUUUAUGGAAAAUGUGUGCCAAAAAUGAGGUUUUUAAGGACAUGGCAUCAGAAUUCGUAGACACUGUUGAGAAUAUUAAUAAAAAAUUCGAUGACAAUAGUCAAAAACUAAUGAAACAAUUAGAAAUGCUUUCGCAAGAAACAGGUUUAAGUGUGGACUUGUUAACCGAUGACAAAUUCCUCGAAGAUUUCGAUAAUAGCAAUCAUCAGCUCUUCGAACAACACUACAUGGAACGGACAAAAAAGGUUAUAGAGAUGGAUGGCUUGAUUGCCGAACUAAAGGAGGCAAUGGAUAAAUUUUAUAGCAAAGAAACUGGCUAUAAAUAUGACAAACAACGAAUCUGUGAGCAAUUGCGACGCAUACGUGAUCAUUUUCCAAUUGAGCAGUUAGAGGAAGAAUCUUUCGGCAAUAAAAUUACUGAUGAAGGUGUUAAUAUUAAUACCCUUAUUUGUACAUUCAAUGCUAUUAAUGCAACAAUGAGAAAUGCUUUAAGCAUCGAUGAUCAAAGGCCUAGCGUUGGUGAAGUUGUGUACUCGGGUCUAUUAAAUUUAAAAAAAGAUCUUCAAGCAAAGGAGUCACGAUUAGAUGAUUUUCAAAAAAUGCUAACUACUGCUAUAAAAAAAUAUAAAUCCAAACGUCCACAAACACCUCAUCAUGCCAAUGUACAUGAUGCUAUCAAACGAACUUUAGAAAGCAAUUUAUUAAUGAAAUUGGUUUCCACUCCAUCUAUAAAACUUGUUGCACCUGAGGGUGGGGGUAUACCAAGAUUGGCCCUGGUGGAUUCUAAAACAGGAAACACAAAUGAAACUACUUCUAAUAACUUCUUAGCUCCAUCAUGCUCUACAAGUCGAUCAAAUCGUCACCAUAGUUUGGUGAAUCAAUCAAAUUUGAAUACCACCGUAAACCGAUCGAAAAUAAUUGAUCCCAUGGAAUUGUUACGUUUGACAAAUAAGAAGGAUCCAUCUAAAUAUAAAACAACAACGCCACAACUAAAUCUUUCAAACUUGGGCACAAAGUGGAAGCAGCGUCAGUGUCUUUUCAAUGACGAAGAGACACCUUCUGUGGCAGGUAACCAUAAUUUGGAAGAUCAAUCCAAUUUGAAUACUACCGUAAACCGCUCGAAAAUUAUUGAUCCCAUGGAAUUGUUACGUUUAGCAAGUAUAAGUGAUUCUCCUAAACCUGAAACAACUACUCAGCGACAGUCUCUUUUCAAUGACCAAGAGGCACCCUCUGUGUCAGCCCAUAUGACCAAUGUGGCCAAUACACCUAAAACACAUUUUAAACCCACGAAUAUGAGUAAAACCUCGCCACUAUCGUUGACUAAAACAGCCUCACCUACAAUCUUACACCAAUCACCAUUCACUCCAUUCAAUUCGAAUGAUCGUACACGCAUCGCUCGAUCUCAAUAUCAGUUGGAUACUAGUGGCUUUGGUACUAGUGGAAAUAGCACUGGCUCUACUUAUGUUAAGAAAUUGGCAGCUGUUAAGAAGGUGCAGGAUGCCUCUUUGAAUUUUGCCAAUUUAAGCACUAGUCCUUCUGGCCGUUUAGAACCGUUAGUCACAGCUGAGGACAUGAAUAUUCCCAAGCUGAAACUAAAUGAUAUAUCAUUGAUUGAACACAACUUGAGUUUGAAUAACUCAAUGCUUUUCGAGAAACCAAAAGUUUUGGUAAAUUCUCCAAUCGCCAAUAUAACAAUUAAUGAUGAAAACAAUCCGAACACGAACAACAUUCAAAAUGUCAAAGCAUCGGAUAACAACAAGCCUGAGCCAGACGAAGAGGCUCUUUUUAAUAUAAGUGAUAGCAUUUUAAAAGAUGUUACAUUAUAAUUUCGUUUUAUUUAUAUCAAUACUUAUUAAUAAAGAUUAUUUUAAUAAUAUUUAUCCUAA